CACCUGGCUCUCACCACAUGGCCCCCUCUGCCGUCACUUCACAGGGCUUCUCACUCUCCCUCAGCAGCAGUGUGCAAUUCUAAUUAAAAAGGAAGAAAGUCUGUAUCAUCUUCUUCCAAGUGCACAGUCCUGAUUUUUGCAUGGGCAUGCGAGGAUGUGACCUGAAGAUUAUAUAAUUAGAAGGCAUUUGUUAUGCUAGCGUUUCAAAUCAGUGAUUAGCAUGUGACAGUCCCAUCCUGGGAGCCACCAUUGCUCUACUCUCUCCUGUCUUGCACAGUGCUAAUUCCCAACUCUAGCAACCGCCGGAGCUGAAGGAUCUUCAGCUAGCCUGGGGAGGGACUGAAAGUGUGCCUGUGACUACCCCUGCAACACAGAUUUCCCAGGCAUGUGUGUUAGGAUGUCUGACGAGGCCAUGACCAUCUGGACUGAGCCAUUAGAAGCGGACUCAAGCGCCUGAGUUCCCCGGGGUGGCUGUCCGCUUACCACCAGUGCUCCAGUUUUGGACUCAGUUUAUAACCAGAUGUUAGGCCGAAUUUCUGUUGUAAAGUUGCAGGCACUGGCCUCUGAGUUGAAGGCAGGUUUCACAGAAGCAAUGCAGGAGCUGUCACGAAUCCAGCAUGGCGAGUAUGCCCUGGAAGAGAAGGUCAAGAGCUGCCGCUGUGCCAUGGAAGAGAAAGUGGCUGAGAUGAAGAAUUCCCUCAACACGUUCAAGGAGGAGCUCAGCGAUGCCAAGUCAAUGAUUGAAGAAAUCAGUGCCAAGCAGGAGGAAAUGCAACAGAAAAUUGAGCAGCUGCAGCAAGAAAAGCGGCGGGAAUCACGGAAAAUGAAAGCUAAAAGAGCACAGAAAGAUGAUCAUGGGUCACAGACAGUACCAACACCUCUCCAGGGCAGCCCAUUUCGAUCCAUUAACCUCCCAGAACCUGUGCUGAUUAAUGAAGAUUUUACAAGUCUUUUACACAAUGUGACUUAUGAAAAAGUGUCUGACACCAGGAUCAUGCCAAUGGGAGAAGGAGGUGUGAAAGUCAUAGCAGGUCCAGGAGCAGCUAUGGAGACAGAUGACAGCCUCAAGCCUUCCUUGGCAACAGAAGGGCAGUCAAAAAUGCAUCUGCCAUCAACGGUAUGGAAGCAACCCAAGGACACCAAGGACUGGGGAGAUGAAUACAUUUCCAAAGAGCAACCGGAGAGAGGGAAAGACAUGGGCCAAAGCAGAUACAGCUCAGCGGACAUCAUAUGUGAACCCUCUUUGGCUGCCAAAAGGCAGAACAUCGCUUUGGAGCUGCUGGAAUCAGAAAGGAAGUAUGUCAUCAACCUUUCCCUAAUCCUGAAGAUCAAGGCCACGUUGCAAGGGCCAGAUGUGAAAAGAAGCACCAAAGAGAGAAGUUUUUUCCCCAACUCUCUGCGGUUCCUGGUCCAGCAGCAUGUGGAUUUACUUCACGCUCUGCAGGAGCGAGUCCUGAGCUGGCCACGACAAGGGAUCCUAGGAGACAUCUUCCUGAAGUUAACAAAUGAUGAGAAUAAUUUUCUGGACUACUAUGUUGCUUACCUGAGGGACCUGCCAGAAUGCAUCUCUCUGAUCCACGUGGUGAUCCUGAAGGAGGUAGAAGAAGAAAUCAAGUCUGAUCUCUACAUUCUGUUCUUCCAUAUAGUCCAGCGAAUCCCUGAAUACCUUAUUCAUCUACAGAAUGUCCUGAAGUUCACGGAGCAAGAGCAUCCUGACUAUUACCUGCUGCUGGUGUGUGUGCAGCGCCUCCGGGUUUUCAUCUCACACUAUAGUCUCCUCUUCCAAUGCAAUGAAGACCUGCUGAUACAGAAGAGGAAAAAGCUGAAGAAGUCAUCCCUGGUGAAGCUGUACAAGGGUCUCACCUCCCAGUGUACAAGCCAGGAGGUUUCUCCAACACCCAGUGCAGCAUCAAUGCGGGACAGUGGGAUCCACACUGAAGAGACAAUACAAUCAUUCCCGCCAGCACCUUCCUCUGGCACAACAACCCCGCAUUUGAUGCCUCAGAUGAAGAAACCCCAGCCAACCGUGAUUGAGAACAUCCAGGCUGUAAAGCCCCCUGACUGGGAGAUGGAAAGUAGAAAACAUGAGAGGCCAGAGAACAUCCUUGCAUCCUCUCAGCUGACAGAGCAGGAACUCAAGGCUUUGACAGCCCCCUUACAAUCCAUCCCUGAAAUGGAGUAUGAAGCACCACCAGCUGACGCGGUGGGAAACACUGAGAGAGCCAUCAGGACCUCCGUGGAGCUCCUGCAGGAUGCGAGGAACUUUGCACCAAGCUACGAAGAAUUUGACUACCCUGGGGAGGUUUUCACCAUGCCAGGCCCCUAUGAAGAAGACACCUUUCAAAACCUCGCUCUCUUUGAUAAUUGCUCUCCAGCCUCUUCCGAGUCCAGCUUAGAUAUUUGCUUCCUUAGGCCUGUUAACUUCACCUCAGAACCAGAGAGGACAGACCAUGCCUUACAGCCAUUGCCUAAGAGCUGCACUCCUGUGAGCAGCAGUACUUACAAGCGUGAGAUGUUCCACAGCAAAGGCAAGCAGCUGAGCAGGUCUCUGAAGGAGCUGCCGAGGAGCGCUGAGGGUGUGAGCACCAGACUCUACAGCACACGGAGCAGCAGUGGAAGUCGUCUGCAGCAGAAGCAGGAGAGGAAUGUUCAGCCUCACUUGAUCUCAGCUUCAUCUCGAAGCUCCCAAAGGAGCUACUUCCCCCCACAGAGAGGAGCGGGUGAAAAGCCGAGCUUUUUGGAAGAGCUCCAUGCAGAAGACAACACCAGGUUCUGCCAGAAGGAUGACAAUGAGCAAACAUCCUUCAGCGACCACAACCCGCGGCACGAGCCCAAAGGGGGUUUCCGGAGCUCCUUCCGCAAGCUCUUCAAAAAGAAAUAAGCAGCCCCAAGAAAGGCAGGCCACAGCCUAAGCACAACAGUGCUUCCCCAGGUCCCCGAGGGUGGAGACAGAUAGCAAGGCCCCAAGAUUCCCCUGACUAACACAGAGGGUGGAGGGGUGGGGGAGAGGAGACUGUCACUACUGCCUUACAAACGCAUCCUGCUCGUUCUAGUACAGGGCAGGGCCAGGCUUUGGGUUGCAGUGGAGCUCAACCAGCAUGUCCAAAAAGCACAGGAACUUGCUAGCUUUCAUCCCUGCCUGACUUAACUUCCCUCAGUUUUGGAAAGCUUUGGCUGAAUCCCACUAUCUUCUCCUCCCCCUCAUCCCCCAAAACGGCUUGAUUUGCCAUACAUCUUUGCUCUUCCAAACUCAUGCCAGGUCUUAUUUGGGCUCACCCACAACAGAAGGGUUACCUUUGCAGCCCUGCCAUCCUGGCCAGAAGUCUAAAAUUCCCUUCUUUCCUCUACUUUCCCAAAAACCGCAGCAUUGAAGAUGUCUUCCAGGAGGCCAGCUCGCAUUACCUGGGUGGUUUGAGAAGGUCUAAGAAGCAUUAGCUGAAGCACCUGAGUAUUGUACUGCUUAAUCAGCAACAUCCUUUCUUUUGGACUUCAAUCAUUCCCCAAAAUCCUCCUUCACCUUUCAUGUGGCGCCCUGUUUAUUGAAUUGCCUCCUGCUGUAUGAAUCUCUGCUCCUGCUGUCAGAAUUGCCCAUGUCUCCAGGCAGGUGAUGCAAGCUGAGCCCAGGGAUUGCCACAAGAGACAAAGACCUUAUCCCCACUGUGGAUCACUGACAGGGUCAACCAGUGUCCUGGCUCCUGGUCUGUAACACAUCUGAAAUACACUUUGCUAAUAAUUUUUUGGCCUGACACCACCUUACAAGCCCAAUCACGUACAGCUUUGGAAUGGUUCUUCCAGGUAAAAAUUAAGGCUCUAGGGCAGGAAAGUCAGUGGUGCACCAUGUUCAAAGUCAUAGUAUCUCCUUCUUCUGCAAGGACAGAACAAGGCCACACACAUGCCACCCUCCUCGCAUUUGGACAUGAGAAACCCUCCGCAGCUUUGAUCUCUGCAGAAGACUGUAGCUUUUGUAUGGAAACACAGCCCUCUGAAGCAACACCCAUGUCACACCCCAGCAGCAAGGGCACCACUGGUGCAGUGGUGUUACCAGUGUAGUACUACUGGUGAACUGUGGUGCUACCUGAAGCUGGGGCAUUCUGAGGGCAGUUUCAAGAGGAAAUGUGGUUUUAUCACCUUGUUUUGAAAAGCUUGGGACACCGGUUUGUCUUAAAGGACAGCUUCACCUUUAGAGGUUGUGAACUGUCUCUGUGGGGCCAACAGCAAUGUCUUGGGGGAAAUAUGAAAGGCUGUGAGAUUAGGGGCUUGGGACUCCCACCAUCAGCACAAGGGUGACUGAAUUUGGUGCCAAGAGAAGAGCACCCAUCAUGCUGCAUGGCUCUCCUGGCAGUGGCAACAGCACAGGAAAACCUCAGAGCAGGCUUGGAUGCAGUGGCUAAUAUCCACCGCAGAUGCAGGGCUUAGAGCUCUCCCACAGUGUUGACUGACCUGCAUUUUCCACCUGCUUUUCCUCUUCUGGUGGAAGCAAAGAGGUGUGUGUGAAAAGGGCACCUAAGACAGACAAAACCCAUCCUUUAUUGCAAUUAGAGUUUUCCCAACAUUUCAAGAACGUGACCAAGGAAAACCCCAGAGAUUAAAAUGUUUUAGCUGGUGCCAGUCCCAUAAAUUUCAAUGAAACUAAAAGUCAAUUCUCCUCUUUACAAAGAGGAAAGAAGUAUAUACUUUCCUCCCCUAGCUUUAGGAAACUACUCUGGGAAGAUUUUUUUUUAAAAAAUUUAAGGCUUUUAAUGGCAAAAACCCCCACCCUUCCAUUCUUUCCCUCUCCCUCACAUCCUCAUUAAAUUACAAAUUCCCUACCCCUUUCCAGUCAGGAUUACUCCAUGCUGACCAGCCACUGAAUCACAAAGACAAUUCCUAGGACUUGGCAGCUUUCAGUCAGAAUGUGUAGGGCCAUGAUAGAAAUACAUAAAGAGCCAGAUACCUGUAACUGAAGCAUCAGCAAAGCCUGUUUGUUCUGCAAAAGAAUCAGCCAUAGACAGAACUAUUUGUUUGUCCAUGGAACCAGAGUUGUACAAUUAUGGACAAGUGUCCACUGUACUGCACUAAUGCUGUCAAGGGCUCUGAUGCUUGGUGUCUUUGGUCUCAUAUAUGUAAUGACACUUCUGUCCUUCAUAGAACAAACCUGGUUUUCACACUUGCCAGGCAGAUGCCAGGACAGAAACAGGACAAAGGAGAAAACCUACCUGCUAACAUCUCCUGGGUGAGGAAAUCCUUCUGAAGUGGCAGACCCUUGCUUGUAAAAUGCAUGUGGAUUUUAGCUUCUGUUUUAGUGAUUUAAGGCACAGUCAAAAUUGAUGUUUUUUUCUUUCUGAUUCUGUAUGAGUUCUUACUUCCAGCCCUAUACUUAUCAUUUGCGAUGUCCUUGUACCUGCUCAGAAUCUGCAAAUGUAAAUAAUAUGAAUGAAUGAUGCUCACAACCACACACAAACACACAACCUCUUGCAGGAUCUAUUCCAAAUUCACCUUUAGUAUACAUGUGUGUUCUGGAUUAUUUUUCUUCCUGUGCCAAAUAAAUUUUGCUUUUAAUUAACACUGUUGUCUCUUGCCCUGAAUAAGCCAGAAGGCUGCAUCCAUUAAAAGAAACACUUGUUUCUCAGGUCCCUUUCUGAGGCAACAUUAGUUAAAAAAUCCUGUACCCUGACACACACAGUCAUGCAAGAAGACUGUUUUCUACACGUGGUUCUAAGACUCUUAUCCAGAACUCAGCUGAGUCACUCUCUAGGCUUCUGGUCAAGAUCCUGUUGUUGGUGUAGCUGACUGUGACAUUUCUUCAUCUCCUUCCUCCACCUCCUUUAC
Corapipo altera (White-ruffed manakin) is the source of this 5808-nucleotide messenger RNA. It is a transcript of the gene ARHGEF33, whose product is annotated as Rho guanine nucleotide exchange factor 33. Gene Ontology annotation, molecular function: guanyl-nucleotide exchange factor activity. Lineage: Eukaryota; Metazoa; Chordata; Aves; Passeriformes; Pipridae. The record is from RefSeq and is a predicted model, not a curated record. The transcript has 17 exons. Bases 521 to 2881 code for a protein of 786 amino acids.